Molecule: messenger RNA, 2346 nt
Organism: Manihot esculenta (cassava)
Lineage: Eukaryota; Viridiplantae; Streptophyta; Magnoliopsida; Malpighiales; Euphorbiaceae
Product: homeobox protein knotted-1-like 3
Exons: 5
Coding region: 543-1835 (430 amino acids)
Biological process (GO): regulation of DNA-templated transcription
Cellular component (GO): nucleus
Molecular function (GO): DNA binding
Source: RefSeq, a predicted model, not a curated record
UUUGCCUGAAAACCACUCUUCCAAAACCAUUCUCGAUCUCUCUCUCUCUCUCUCUCUCUCUCUCUCUCUAAGCACCCUUCUUCUUCCUGAUACGUUCAUCUCAAACCCCACAAAUAUAUAUAUAUAUAUAUCGUCAUCAUCAUCGACAGACACAGAGACAGUAGACGAUAUCUGUGUUAAAAAGAACCAUGAUCUCUCCAUUUCUUUGACUCUCUCUAUAGUCUAUGCUUCCACUGUUUGCUUCUGUUUCUACUUCAUCUCUCUCUCUCUCUCUAUAUAUAUAUGUAUAUGUAUAUAUCUCCCCCAUGUCUCUUUCUCUUUCUCUAAAUAGCCAGCAACUGUAAAAAACCAAUCUUUAUCUCUUUCUCUCUCCCUCUCUCCAUCAUUUUCUUCCUUUCUGGGCAGUACACAACUCGCUUUUCCACUCCCUUACAUAUUUCUUUCUCUUUCUAUCUAUAGCUUCUUUUUUUUUUUUUUUUAUACUCAGCUUUUUCUUCUUUCUUUAUUUGAUAGAAAUACUAUAAGAGAAUUUUUUAACAAACAUGGCGUUUCAUCAUAACCUUUCUCAAGACCUUCCUCUUCACCAUUUCUCUUCAGAGCAAACUCAACCACCUCGACAGCAAAAUAUGCCCGAAACUACCGCCGCACCAAAUUGGCUUAACAAUGCUCUCCUCCGUGCCCAACACCCACAACCACCACCGCACUCCCACUUCACUGGUGAUACUAAUUUUUUAAAUCUUCAUACCGCUUCUACCACCAACUCUGAUUCUACUGCUUCCCAGAAUCAUACUCAAUGGCUUUCUCGCUCCUCCUCCUUCCUCAACCGCAACCACAGCGAUGUUAUCGAUGAUGUCACCGUUGCAACCGCUGGCGACUCCAUCAUCGCGGGUACUAUUUCCCAUGAAUCAGCCGAUUUGAAAACUAACAUCAAUAACAACGGUGAGACCAUGAAUAAUAAGAGUGAAGGAGGGGUGUUUGAGAGUGGUGGAGGCGGCGGCGGAGGUGGGGACGGAGUGGUUAACUGGCAGAAUGCAAGAUACAAAGCGGAGAUACUGUCUCACCCGUUGUAUGAUCAAUUAUUGUCGGCACAUGUGGCGUGUUUGCGGAUCGCUACUCCGGUGGAUCAGUUGCCGAGAAUUGACGCUCAGCUCGCUCAGUCACAGCAUGUAGUGGCUAAAUACUCCGCCCUCGGCGGCGGGACUCAGGGCUUGGUCGUUGAUGAUAAAGAACUUGAUCAGUUCAUGACACAUUAUUUUCUGUUGCUUUGUUCCUUUAAAGAACAAUUACAACAACAUGUUCGAGUCCAUGCAAUGGAAGCAGUAAUGGCUUGCUGGGAGAUAGAGCAAUCCCUGCAAAGCUUAACAGGAGUUUCUCCAGGUGAAGGCACAGGUGCAACAAUGUCUGAUGAUGAUGAAGACCAAGUAGACAGUGAUGCCAAUUUGUUUGAUCCAAGUUUUGAUGGUUCAGACACCAUGGGAUUUGGUCCCCUUAUCCCAACUGAAAGUGAGAGGUCUUUAAUGGAAAGAGUGAGGCAUGAACUGAAGCAUGAAUUAAAGCAUGGUUACAAAGAGAAAAUUGCUGAUAUCAGAGAGGAAAUUUUGCGCAAGAGAAGAGCAGGAAAGCUACCUGGGGACACAACCUCUGUCUUGAAAGCUUGGUGGCAAUCACAUGCAAAGUGGCCAUAUCCAACUGAAGAAGAUAAGGCAAGACUGGUACAGGAAACAGGAUUGCAAUUAAAGCAGAUAAAUAAUUGGUUCAUCAACCAAAGGAAGAGGAACUGGCACAGUAACCCUUCAACUUCAACAGUCUUGAAAAGCAAACGCAAGAGGUCUUGAAAAGCUAGCUUUGUGAGUGAUUUUUUAAGAAGUCUAUAGUACCAACCUUAAUUUGAAAAGAAGUAAUGCAGGUGACAACAAUGGCAAUCGUUUCAUGUAAAUCCAAGAACCAAAUCCCUUCUGCUCAAUCAGCCCAUCUUUGUUCAUUGUUCUGCUGAAUUUUAACGUAUGAACCAUGCAAUCCACUGCUGGAGCUAAGGCUAACACAGAGACAGGAUGAUCGAGGAAGGCUCAAACACAUGCAGAUGGACGUGGCCAUGCAAAAAUAUUAUUAAGAUUUUUGGAAAAAUUUAAGAGAUAUAAUACUGAAAUGGAGUUAGAUAUAGCAUCAUGAGGAUCAUGAUGUUGCAGGGUUUUAAUGAUUUUUGUUUAUAUCUGUGAAUAAUUAAUAGAUGAGAAUAGAGAGAGGAACUAUGGAGUAGAAUCUUUGCAAUGCUUGUUUUCUUAUGUUCAUUAUAUGUAAGAUGAUAGCUCGCAGAAAUUAUACUAUAACAUCGUGAUUAUGUGUGUA